Messenger RNA from Oncorhynchus nerka (sockeye salmon), 2072 nucleotides. Its product is annotated as F-box only protein 48. The record is from RefSeq and is a predicted model, not a curated record. The transcript has 3 exons. Gene Ontology annotation, cellular component: SCF ubiquitin ligase complex. Gene Ontology annotation, molecular function: protein binding. Bases 127 to 585 code for a protein of 152 amino acids. Gene Ontology annotation, biological process: SCF-dependent proteasomal ubiquitin-dependent protein catabolic process. Lineage: Eukaryota; Metazoa; Chordata; Actinopteri; Salmoniformes; Salmonidae.
CUACGUCAUCGUCGUAGGUAAACAAGAUUUUUAACGGUAGGGAUAUUUAAACCGUGAGCUGUCAAGGUCUACACAUUUGUUGGGGGCCACUGUUAAAUCAAAGUGUGGGACACUGAACUAUGCAGCAUGUAUGUCUCCAAAAUGAUCUCCAAUACCUAUUUUGUCUGUGAAAGAAGGCCCACUUUGACCUCUGCCACAGAGACAUGCCCACACAACUUUGCCGAAAUGCUGCCCACGGAAAUGAGCUUGAAGAUUUUUAGUGAACUGGACAUUGACAGCUUAUGUAGUGCAUUGUUGACCUGCAAACUGUGGCACCACAUCAUUGAAGACAGUGACCACCUCUGGAGGAAUCAUUGCCUGACUGUGCGAGCUUUCUGUCAACAGGAGAUUGAUGUGGACAGACAGUAUGGACUGUCAUGGAAGGUCACCCUGGUGCGGAACUACAGGAGAGGUUUUCUGAAGAGCGAAUGGUUAAGGGGACGAUACAGCAACAUUCAUUCUCCCGAUGAACUACUGGACAGGAACAUGUGCUCAUUGGAUGUCGAGACAUGGGGCGAGAUUCUGGAAGCAGAGCUGGAGAGAUAGAUGCAAAUCCCAUAAAGAGCUAUGAAUGAAACUUUUAGAUUUUCUUUUAUAAUUAUGUCUUAAGCACUUAUUGAUUUGUUUUAUACCUUUUAUACAGUUUUAUGUGAUUAUGGUUAAUAAUGUAUUUUUUUGUUAUACAUUAAUAUAUGGUAGGCUAUAUUCCAGGAAAAUAACAAUACCCUUUAAUGAAUUCCUAAAUCAGUGAUACAAUUGGGCCUUCACCACACUGAAUAAAGUGGGCUAUUAAGAUGUUAAUUUGCAUUUACAGUAUAGCACUAAAGUGUAGCACUUUUACUACAGUAUUUAUUAGCUAUUUAAACUCCUUUGGUUGACAGUGUGUAUAUGAGUUAUACUGUAUAGAAUAAUACUCAUAAUGCACUAUAUCAGAUAUAUGGGGCUGGAGCACUAUAUUUUCUAUUUUAAUUAAUUUUGACAUGACUGUUCAAAUCAAAUUUUAUUUGUCACAUACACAUGGUUAGCAGAUGUUAAUGCGAGUGUAGCGAAAUGCUUGUUCAUGUGUUCACUUCAUGUACAGCCAUGCAUAUUCAUGUGUUACUCACUGUAGGCUAUAUCACCAUGGAUCACCAUACAUUCAUUGAAAGACAUCAUGAUUUUGAUGCACAAACACAUUUGGUGUGGUGCAUAAUAUCUUCAAUAGUCUAAUUCAAUUAUUGCAGAUAGUUUAAAUAUGGCAAUUGACUUUGUCUUUAUAAUUAUGGUACUAUCUGCCACUGUAUCAAAAGCCACACACACAAAUUAAACGGCAAUUAAACUUCGGGUUCUUUAACAAAGGUCCACUCUUUCAGCAGCAUGGACAGGGCCAAUUCAAAUCAAUUGAGGGACUUUCUACGGUUUCUAACAAGAUCCAAUGUCAGCACUUCGGACAGGGAUAGCUAACAAUAUUCAAAUGAAUGGAUUCCGACAUUGAACAUUAGGAUAGUUCACCCUAGAGUGUUAAUUGUUGAUUUAUAGUUUAAUACAGUGUGUGGGCCUACAUCCUGCCGGUAUGUUCGUGCAAGCAUAUAGCAACCUAAAAACAAAAUAUACUGAGUGUACAAAGCUUUCCAUGACAGACUAUCCAGGUGAAGGCUAUGAUCUUUUGAUGUCACCUGUUAAAAACACUUCAGUCAGUGUGGAUGAAGGUGAGGAGACAGGUUGGAUAAUUAUUUUUACGCCUUGAGACAAUUGAGACAUGGAUUGUGUAUAUAUGCCAUUUAGUAGGUACAUGGGCAAGACAAAGAUUUACAGUGCUGUCAGAAAAUAUUCAUACCCCUUGACUUGUUACACAUUUUGUUGUGUUACAGCCUGAAUUAAAAAUGGAUUCAAUUUUUUUUCUUACCCAUCUACACACAAUAUCCCAUAAUGACAAAAUGAACAAAAUGUUUUUAUAAAUGUAUUAGUAUUUUUUUUUUAAUGUUUUAUUUGCAUACAGAAAUAUCUAAUUUACUUAAGUAUUCACAACCCAAUAAAUAUUAUUAUCACCUUUG